Alternaria atra is the source of this 1077-nucleotide messenger RNA. RefSeq lists its product as uncharacterized. Gene Ontology annotation, cellular component: nucleus; transcription repressor complex. Gene Ontology annotation, molecular function: protein binding. The transcript is spliced from 2 exons. The record is from RefSeq and is a predicted model, not a curated record. Gene Ontology annotation, biological process: negative regulation of transcription by RNA polymerase II. Lineage: Eukaryota; Fungi; Ascomycota; Dothideomycetes; Pleosporales; Pleosporaceae. The coding region runs from base 1 to 1077 and encodes 358 amino acids.
AUGUCGAAAGGCGUAGUCUCGAUGAAGGAGGGACAGGAGGAGGCAACUUCAUUUACUCAGCUUGUGUACGAUGUAUAUCGAUUCGUUAUGUACCAUAAACAAGCGAUCGAGAGUAGCCCUCUUCAGGCGUAUGGAUCUGGGCUGUUGUUCAGCCCAAAGCAGAGUGUAGUGAGAAAGCUGUUCCAGCACGAAGGGCCAGAAGGUAUCGCUCUCAAGCCAGGCAUGAGCGACAGAUGGAGCGCGUGCCUGCAGACGCUCGAGGGCCAUAGCAGUUUGGUCUACUCAGUGGCCUUCUCGCAUGACUCGACGCGGCUAGCAUCGGCGUCCUGGGACAAUACCGUCAAGAUGUGGGAUGCGAGCAGCGGCGCGUGUCUGCAGACGCUCGAGGGCCAUAGCGAUGGUGUCACCUCUGUGGCAUUCUCACAUGACUCGACGCGGCUGGCAUCAGCGUCCUGGGACAGGACCGUUAAGCUCUGGGAUGCGAGCAGUGGUGCGUGUCCGCAGACGCUCGAGGGCCAUAGUCAAACUGUUAGGUCAGUGGCCUUCUCGCAUGACUCAACGCGGCUGGCGUCGACGUCUGACGACAGGACCGUUAAGGUAUGGGAUGCGAGCAGCGGCGCGUGUCUGCAGACGUUCGAGGACCAUAGCAAGUCUGUUACCUCCGUGGCCUUCUCGCACGACUCAACGCGACUAGCAUGGGCGUCGUGGGACUGCACCGUCAAGAUGUGGGAUGCGAGCAGCGGCGCGUGCCUGCUGACGCUCGACGUUGGCAGGCAUCUUUACAAUCUGUCAUUUGAUAAUACUGGUGUAUGUCUAGUUACGGAAAUUGGAUCUCUCGAUGUAAGUACAUCUAUGGGUUUUGGUGCCGAGAAUGUUACAGUACUUCAACAUCCCCAGUAUGUGGACGCGGGCGUAAGUCCAGACAGCACAUGGAUUACGUGUGACGGCAAAAACCUGCUCUGGAUACCACCCGAGUAUCGACCAUCAUGCUCGUCUGUGUGGGGGGAUACGAUUGGCAUGGGUGUCGGAUCAGGAAGAAUAUGGAUUUGUAGUAUCAACCUUCAAAUGUUUUCCUAG